CACCACAUAUCUCUCCACCUUAACUUCCCCUCCUCUCUGGUAUGUCACUUACACUUAUCUUUUUUGUCCACUGCUAUUACUGGCUGUUUCAGUUUCAUCUCUGCUUUCCUGGUAAAUGGAUUGCUGAAUUUUUGGGGGUGAGAGAGAGAGAGAGAGAGAGAGAUUGAAGAUGUUGUUGAAGCAAUCAUCAAGUAGGAAUUUGAGGGCGAAAGGGUUCAAGUUGAAGCAUGGAUUUCAGAUAUGUGUGGUUCUUGCCCUCUGCAUAUGGCUGCUUUAUCAGGUGAACAAAUCUUACAGCAAGAAGGGUGGAAUUGAGGGAGGUGGCAGUGAGGUAUCUGGGCAGGGAGGAGGAGAAAGCAGCAGGCUUCAGAUUCUCAAGUUAGGGAGGAAGGGCCUGAACCCGGAGAUUGAGGACGAGGAGGAGGACGCCGGCCUGAAACUCGCCGGAGAUGAUGAGCCGGAGUUGGAUGAUGAAGAGAAGAAGGUCCGGGCGGAGUUGGAGGAUGAAGAGAGGAAGCUGAGGGAGAAUGAAGGAGAUGAUGACACAGAUGGAGGUGAGCUAGACAAGGCAGAAGAGCAAUUGGAGGAUUUGAUAGGGGAAGAGGAUAAAGAAGAAUAGGAAAAUUUUAGUUUUUAGCCCACUCGGGUAGCUCAGUUUGUUCUCGAGUGAUAAAUUGUGGGCAAGAAUAGGAAAUUUUAAGUUUAGGAGGAGGAAAACCAAGUGUAUUAUUCAAUCUGUAAUCUCUGAUUACAUAGGAUUUAGCAAACUGCAUUCUAUGUAAUCAUCACUCUGCACUAUAAAAAUGUUCUUUUGAGACAGAAAAA
This is a messenger RNA of Ipomoea nil (Japanese morning glory), 825 nucleotides long. RefSeq names its product proline-, glutamic acid- and leucine-rich protein 1-like. Bases 170 to 619 code for a protein of 149 amino acids. The record is from RefSeq and is a predicted model, not a curated record. NCBI's taxonomy places the organism in Eukaryota, Viridiplantae, Streptophyta, Magnoliopsida, Solanales, Convolvulaceae. The transcript has 2 exons.